Gloeophyllum trabeum ATCC 11539 is the source of this 477-nucleotide messenger RNA. RefSeq names its product cytidine deaminase. Bases 1 to 477 code for a protein of 158 amino acids. Gene Ontology annotation, cellular component: cytosol. The transcript is spliced from 6 exons. Gene Ontology annotation, molecular function: cytidine deaminase activity; zinc ion binding. NCBI's taxonomy places the organism in Eukaryota, Fungi, Basidiomycota, Agaricomycetes, Gloeophyllales, Gloeophyllaceae. The record is from RefSeq and is a predicted model, not a curated record.
AUGGCGAUCCGCGCGUGGACGCUCUCGAUGGAGGACCGGGACAGGCUCAUCCGCGCCGCCAUCGAAGCGAAGGAGGGCUCGUACAGCCCGUACUCGAAGUUCCGCGUCGGCGCGGCGCUGCUGAGCGCGAGCGGGGAGGUUAUCAAGGGCGCGAACGUCGAGAACGCGUCGUACGGAGGUACGAUCUGUGCCGAGCGCACCGCGAUCGUCAAAGCAGUGAGCGAGGGCACCCGAUCCUUCGUUGCGAUAGCCGUAACCUCCGACGUCCCGCACGCCAUCUCGCCCUGCGGCAUCUGCCGGCAGGUCCUGCGCGAGUUCCUGACGCUGAGCACGCCCAUCCUGCUCGUCCCCGCCGACUACGCCGCACGCCUGCUCGAGGGCAAGGAGGACGGCGUGGUGGAGGCGACGCUCGAGCAGCUGCUGCCGAUGAGCUUUGGGCCGGAGCAUUUGGAGAUGGAGCGGGGACGCCAAACGUGA